CCCUCCUCCACCAUCACCUCCACAAUCACUGUGGACUGGCUUAUUAAGAAGGCUAAAGCCGCCAUUGAUGAGCUGGCUGAGUUGCCGGCUUGGACGCCCACCGCUGGAAAACCCUCAAUUGUGAAUCUUGAACAAAACCCUAAUCAAGAAAAUGGGAAUUAUGCUCAAAAUUCGAGCUUUUUGCCUGCAUCUGUUGAUUUGGUUAAAUCUUUUUUUCCGAUCGGUGGUUCCGGUUCAUCAAUGGCGGUGGGGAAUACCGGUUUAUCAGUGGUUCAGUUUCACCGGAAUUUUCCACAGAAUCAAGAUCUGAAGCUUUCUCUUCAGUCGUUUCAAGAUCAGAUGCCUCAGCAUCAAACUGUUCCGUUGUUCGGCCAACCAACAAACAAUCAGUUGUUAAACUAUAUUUCUCAGAUGGGACCUCUUCAGUCCAGUAACUCACCUCCGGUUCGUGCCUGGGUCGACCCGCAUCAAACCCCGGGUUUCCAUCACCCGUUUUCCUUGCCCGGAUUGCUUGGUGGUGGCGCACGACGGCAACGCAGGAGAGAUAGGGAGAGCAAGGAGAGAUAG
This is a messenger RNA of Helianthus annuus (common sunflower), 567 nucleotides long. Its product is annotated as transcription factor TCP4-like. NCBI's taxonomy places the organism in Eukaryota, Viridiplantae, Streptophyta, Magnoliopsida, Asterales, Asteraceae. The transcript has 3 exons. The record is from RefSeq and is a predicted model, not a curated record. The annotation marks the transcript as partial.